Pocillopora meandrina is the source of this 8187-nucleotide messenger RNA. The record is from the annotation of a GenBank genome assembly. NCBI's taxonomy places the organism in Eukaryota, Metazoa, Cnidaria, Anthozoa, Scleractinia, Pocilloporidae.
CUAGAUUAUCUGAAUAAUAUAUGUUAUCAUUAAUGUCUGCCUAUCUACAAAGUAUUAAUCAUCUUUUGUUGAAUGAGUGUGAAGGCUGCUCAGUAAAAAUAAAUGUACUGAAAUGAUACUCACUGAAAAUUCCUUCAGAGAUAUUUAAUUAAUAAUAGUGAUUUUGAUAAUUUUGUUAUUUAUUCAUUACUCGAGAUUUUCCUUAAAUUUCCCAGGAAGUUACAGAAACAUAGGCAAUCGUCUCUUGCAAACCCUGCCAGCUGAGAGCCAUUCAAAUCCAGUAAGCAUUGUUCACACAAACAUGAAAGUUCACAUACUUCCUGCUCUUUCUGAUAACUACAUGUACCUUGUUGUUGAUGAGAAAACACAAGAAGCUGCCAUAGUAGAUCCUGUGGAACCUAAAAAGGUUUUGUAUUUAUUUAAUCUCUAUGUAUUUACUAGUUUUACUUACUAUUAUUUCUUAAAUUUGAAAUGAAUUCUACCUGAAACUUAGCUAUCACUACUGUUUUGUCUUAUGAAGUUCCUUUAUACUCUGCUGUCAUUGGUAGAUGUAUAAUAGCUGUGAUUGGUGCAUUUUUAAGAUGUAUUCUCUCAGUGGUCCCCUGGGGACUUUUUGACCUCAUUGCUUAAGGAAAACUAGCAGGCAUUGUCAUGAGACAAUCACUGAUAAGUGUAUUUGAUGUUACACUAUGGUUAUUACAUUAUCACAGGCUUUUAUUUAUAACAAAUAAAUAAAAGGGGUAAGUUUGUAAAGAAACUGUGGUGCUGUGUCAGUGAGAGAGUAUAACAGGGUAACAGGGAAGUAUUAUCAACCAAGUUAAUAAUGUAAAUUGGCCACUGAAAAGAAAUUCAAAGCUAAUGUUUUGAGCGUCAACCCUUUGUCAUGAAAUGUCAGUUUUUAAACUCCUUACCGUGGCCAAUUUAUGUUAUCAACUCAGUUUAUAAUACCAAAUCAUUCAUAAAUUUGUAACAGGUUGUUAAUGCUGUCCAAAAAGAAGGAGUAAAACUAACAACUGUGUUAACUACUCAUCAUCAUUGGUAAGUGAUCACUAAUCAAAUGUGGGGUUUAUACUUCAUGAUAGAACAUUUCAUAGUAAGUUUGUCAUGUACAUCUUUUACUCUGUACUAUGCUUUAUACGCUCUAUAUGACCACAUUGGAAUACUUAAUUUAUUCCCCACUCAGACUGUUUAUAAAAUGUACAGCAGUCUAGUCACAUCCUGUAUCUAUGGUUAGAAGCUGAGGGUAGAUAUGGCUGUAUCUUUUGUCGAUAGGGUUGAUGGCUGUAUCUCAGUUGACAGGGUUGAUAGCUGUAUCUUUUGUUGAUAGGGUAGAUAGCUGUAUCUCUUGUUGACAGGGUUGAUGGCUGUAUCUUAGUUGACAGGGUAGAUAGCUGUAUCUUUUGUUGAUAGGGUAGAUAGCUGUAUCUACUGUUGACUGGGUAGAUAGCUGUAUCUACUCUUGACAGGGUAGAUGGCUGUAUCUAUUGUGGACAGUAUAAACUGUAUUAUUGAAAGUUCAGAUAGCUCUAUCUACUGUUGACAGGGUAGAUACCUGUAUCUUUUGUUGACAGGGUAGAUAGCUGUAUCUAUCAUUGAUGGGAUAGAUAGCUGUAUCUAUUGUUGACAGGGUAGAUACCUUUAUCUAUUCUAGACAGGGAAGAUUGCUGUAUCUUUUUGACAGGGUAGAUAGCUGUAUCUAUUAUUGACAGUUCAGAUAGCUCUAUCUACUGUUGACAGGGUAGACACAUGUAUCUAUUCUAGACAGGGUAGAUAGCUGUAUCUAUUCUAGACAAGGUAGAUACCUGUAUCUUUUGUUGACAGGGUAGAUAGCUAUAUCUAUCAUUGACGGAAUAGAUAGCUGUAUCUAUUGUUGACAGGGUAGAUACCUAUAUCUAUUCUAGACAGGUUAGAUUGCUGUAUCUUUUUUUGACAGGGUAGAUAGCUGUAUCUAUUGUUGACAGGGUAGAUAGCUGUAUCUAUUGUUGACAGGGUAGAUAGCUGUAUCUAUUGUUGACAGGGUAGAUAGCUGUAUCUAUUGUUGACAGGGUAGAUAGCUGUAUCUACUGUUGACAGGGUAGAUAGCUGUACCUUUUGUUGACAGGGUACCGUAUUUACCUGUGUAUAAUGCACGCCUUUGUAUAAUAUGCACCCUUAUUUUUUACCUCUUUUGUCUAAAAAUAAAAUUUCAAGACAAACACCAAAAAUUAAAACUUCCGUUUUUCCAUUUAAUUAACAAGAGCUGGAAAUUCAUCAAUAAUACGUUUACAACAUUUUCUAACUAGUUGCUACUACAAAUAUCGCAUGCACAGAGCACCUAUUUACAAGCUUUUCUAUUCAAUUACAGUCAAACAUUUUACAAAUGUUGUAACUUGAAGUCCUUAUUAAAAUGCCUAAAUUCACAACUUGAAUUAUUAUCAUAACAACAAUUCAUAAACAUUAAUUCUGUACUAUUUCAAGCACUGUUGGUUGCUUGAAUAUCAUCACUGCAUUGCGUAUGAUUUAAAUAAAAUGUUCAAUGUCUUUAAACAACGAAACCUUCAAAUUCCAACUCGCAGUCCGAUUCAAAAUAGGUUUUUGAUGACUGAAUCAUCAAGUUCAUCAGUGAUCUCGGUUGAAUUGUAAACCAAUUCAUCUUGUGAUUCAUCCCAAUUGUUUGUGGUCCCACACUUCAGGAAAGAGGCAGCAAUCAUUUCUUACAGAAUAGCUUUCCACACUUGCGAAAUCCACAAACAGAUCAGUUCUUUAGAAGCCUUCUUUUGUCUUCCAGUGGCAGUAAAUUCAUGAAUACCAUCAGUCAUCCACUGCUUCCAGACUCCACCUUUAAAUGGUUUUUUCAAAUAUAGUUUGAAGGACACGUUUACAGUAUCUGUCAUGUGAGCUUCAACAGUUGUAAACAAGCAAGCUUUUUCUCCUCUCCAGACCACCGAUCCGCGCACUUUUAUUUUUGUUGUGUUUUUAAUGUUUGCAAAUUAGGAUGUGCUUGACAAACAAUGGAAUCCAUGUAUGAUAUGCACCACAAUUUUGAUGGUUAUUUUUAUAAAAAAAAGUGUGCAUUAUACACGGGUAAAUACGGCAGAUAGCUGUAUCUAUUUGUUGACAGGGUAGAUCACUUUACCUACUGUUGACAGGGUAGAUAGCUGUAUCUACUGUUGACAAGGUAGAUAGCUGUAUGACUACUUUUGACAUUGUAGAUAGCUGUAUCUAUGUUUGGCAGGGUAGGUAGCUCUAUCUACUGUUGUCAGUGUAAUGGCUGCAUAUAUGUAUGAUAAGGUAGAUAGCUGUAUCUAUGUUUGGCAGGGUGGAUGGCUGUUUCUAUUGUUGAUGGUGUAGAUAGCUUUACUCAUUAACUUAUGAGUUUCCCUAUUCUGUCAGGGAUCAUGCAGGUGGAAAUGCAGAGUUAGCUGAACUUGUGAAGGGGCUGACAGUUUGUGGUGGUGAUGACAGAAUUGGUGCAUUGAACAAGAAAGUUAUUCACGGUGAUCAGUUAAAGGUUUGAUAAAUCAUGAUAUAGUAAAUUUGCAUCCUAUAUACCAAUAUCAAAUAGACUUGCUUGAGGCUUAUUAUAGUAACUGAGGAAAAUGUCUGGCUGAGCAAUGCCCAAUGACAGCUGGCUGAUGACUGUUGUGUGUUGUUCAGAUUGGAAGCCUUGAUGUCAAAUGUCUUUUUACACCUUGUCACACAAGAGGGCACAUCUGCUAUGUUGUUAUUGGCCAACCAAGUGCCGUGUUCACAGGUAAGGAACAUCCUGUUUUGCUUCAUAACUACCUUGUUGGCAUAUCAGGUGGCCCAUAAGGUGAAUUUUUUUCUUCAAGAUUGGAAUAUUUCUUUUAAUUUUUUAAUACUGAGAAAACAGUGAUUGUAUUACUUGCAUUGGGUGUCAGUCAGUGUAAAUGGCAGACUGCGGACUGCAACAAGGGGUAAAAUGCAGACUGAGGGUAAAAUGCAGAUUGAAGACCGAAGACCAGGGGUGAAAUGCAGACUGAAGACUGAAGAUCACGGGUUAUGAAAAAUGUGUGAAAUUUAUGAACAUUUCUGGUUUCUCUCAAUGAUUAAACUUAAAAAGAACUUGAGACUUCUUAUUGCUCUCAAUUUGUUUCAAUCAAUUUAUGGAAGACUGUGCCAAUUUUCCAGUGAAUAAAAAUAUGUCACAGCAAAACUAAAUUUCUCAAGCAUCAGGUUAAGUUGACCAUGAUAGCCACAGAUUUACCUCGCAUUAAUACUGAAGUGAAACAUCAAGUGGAAUAAGAAACGCAAACACCUGGGGAUAUUGUUUGGAGGUUUUUAAUUAGACUUUUAUUUUGCACCCACAAAUUUGCACUAAAUUUAAAGAAUUUGCAUGCCUAACUCUGCAGCGCAAAACUAAGGUACAAGAAACAGGUUUUUAUUACAUCCAAGUAAUCAAAAUUGCUGAUGUGUGAUGAAAGUCUAUCGCUACUACUUUCAAGGUCAGACUAAGUUUACAUGAGCUACAUGUAUGUUAAAGCUACCUAAUGUUGCUCAACAGAACUGUUUAUUUCCUAACAAGGAAAUGUUUUUAGCUGGUUGUGAACUGCAUAUUCAAACAUAUAAUAAAGGGGUAAGUUUCUAAAGAAACUGUGGUGCUGCGUCGGUGGGAGAGUAUAGCAGGUAAUUUAGUGUUAACAACUGGGUUGAAAAUGUAAAUUAGCCACCAUAAAGGGUAAAAAAGCUGACGUUUGGAGCGUUAGCCCUUCAUCAGAUCGCUCUGACGAAGGGCUAACGCUCGAAACGUCAGCUUUUUUACCCUUUACAGUGGCUAAUUUACGUUUUCAACCCAGUUGUUAACACUAAAUUACCUGCAUAUUCAAACACUUGCAUUUCUAAUCAUUCUUACCUUAAAACAAUAUAUCACCGCCAAAACCAGUGAAGUGCGAAACAUCAAUUGUCAUGACCAUUAUUGACAGCCUCUCACAACUUAUGCGGCCUCAAUCCCAGCUCACUCUUGAAGUAUUUCCAGGGAAACGGAUUGUUUUAGAACUGAGUCUGCAUUGAUCCAUAGUCUUCAGUCUGCAUUGUACCCUCAGUCUGCCCUUCAUCUUCAGUCUGCAGUCUGUGUUUUGCACUGACUGCAUUGGGUGUUGUACAUUCCCCAUUUGACUGAUACAGGCUUAUGCUGUUGUCAGUCAACCAUUUUGUAUCUUUGUUUUUUUUUUGAGGUGACACCCUCUUUGUGGCAGGCUGUGGAAAAUUCUUUGAAGGGCAUCCUUCAGAAAUGUAUAGGGCCUUAAUUGAGAUACUUGGAAAAUUACCCGCAGAUACUGUGAGUAUAUAUAAACAAAAGGUGACGAGUGAAAUUCAUAACUGUAAUUAUAAUACUAAUUAUUCAUUAAUUUGAAAUGUGCUGUGAAUUUAAUUUCUUUGUACUCCUGAUAGCCUGCAGAGCAGGCAUAAUUUUGGCAAGCAAGUGCUCAGUACUUUCUUAACAAAAAUUAUGGCCACUAUCUUUGAUUUUAAAGGCAGCAGAUGGCUUGGGAGAGAAAGAAAUUUGUACCAAGAUAUGAUGGCCAAUAGUCAAAAAUAAGGAGAUAGGUGGGGGAGGGGGAGGCCCUUCCCCUUCCCCUGCCCCUCACCCCCACCAUCUACUCUAACUUCAAUUCAAACAUGGCUGGUAGGAUGUGUGUACUGUGGGCUACACUCUUGACUAAUGAUAUUCUUGAUGGAGCAUACAAAAAUAAAAUGUUUUGUUAACUCUUUCCUUCCUUAGAAUAACCAUAUAAUAAUUUACCCCUUCUAUAUCAAUGUAUUAACGGCAGAAAGGUGAUGAGAACAGAGAAAAACAUUAAGCGUGGCUGAUAUUGUUUAAUUCAACACAAAUUCUCCAGGCAAAAAGAAUGAAAGAUGUUUGGCAGACAGAAAGGAGAUUCAGUUUUGAGAUCUUGAGAAUGAAAAUGUUUAAUUAUUAUUAGUAAACAACUUUAUUUUCCAGCUGGUCUAUUGUGGUCAUGAGUACACAGUGAAUAAUCUGAAGUAUGCUGUUCAUGUUGAACCUGAAAACCCAGAAAUUCUCAGACAUAUUGAGUGGUCUAAGGUAAUUGAUAGUUGUUAAAAAUGGUACAAUGUGCAUUUAAAUCCUCAACAAAUUACAUUUUUUUUUCUCAAUGUAUUUGUGUAGCGGGUAAUGAUAGCAUGGAUUCACAUUCUAGUUAUCCAUUUUAAAAGUUAAAUAUAAUCAAUUUAUUUUAGAACAAAAGAGAAGCAAAUGAACCAACAGUUCCAUCCUCUAUUGGCAAGGAGCUCAAAUUUAACCCAUUUAUGAGAGUUCAGUAAGUUGCAUUUUAAAAUUUUGUACAUUUAAUAAAUGCUCCAGAGAAUCUGUUUACUACAUUAACUCAAGUUCUAAAGCUUAAUUCGCUAUUAAAUGGCAAAGAGCUAAUUAAAAGUGGAAGAUAUAAUUAUUCGACCAUUGUCUUUUCUUGAGAUGAAAGUCUACCAUGGGCUGCUGUUGAGGGUUCACAGUAAACUCAUCUAUGACUUCAUAACUUCAUUAAAAGAAUCUACAAAAAGCAGACAGCUUUAAGAAAUUUGUCUAUCUAUCAAAUUGAGGGUGCUUUUUACUUAGGGUAGAAGUUUGAGAAUUUCUUUAGACCAUUGUUGUCAUCUUUGUCCAUAUAACCAUCAUUAUUCUUAUUAUUGUAAGAUAUUAAGCAAAGAUAUUUAGAAAUGUUGUUUACUGCUGUCGUGGUUCAAAGUUUUGCCCUGUUUAAAAAUUCUGAAACUUGUUUCUCUUUCCCCUCAGAUCUAUUAUAGUAACAUAUCAGCAGAGACAGGGAAACACAAAUUUAAUUGAUUUAAAAACAUUGAAGCAAAAGAAAAAUUCAAAAUACAAACUAGCCUUUGCUAUUUUGAACUUGUGAACUUCUUUUGUUUUAGUGAGGAAAAUGUAAAGAAAUAUACAGGAAAAUCAGACCCAAUAGAUGUGAUGGGAGCCCUCCGGCAAGACAAGGACAAGUUCAAACCUAAACACUGACUGGGAUUAGAUUUGGAAUAUUUAUUUAUGCACAGUGCUGAAGAAAUUAAUUGCUUUUAUUUCAAUCAAGAUUGUAGGGUUUGUACAGACACCAGCAGUUUUGGCAAAUGAUUGAAAUCUGUAAACUAGUUUACCAUACCUUCAAAGUGAAAAAAUAAAUUAAUAGUUUAAAAACUGCUUGGUAACUAUUCAGAAGUUUUUCUUUUAACACCAAGCUACAAGCUACAAAAGGAGCAAAAUAAAUGUUUGUACCAGUUUCAGAAUUAAAGGAAUUCCAUGAAGACACCAUUUAAUUAACAGAGACAAGUGUAAGAGAAGAUUAUUCUUUACCUAAAACCUGACUUGGAGGGAUCAAUGUGUUGCACUUAUUUCAUCUUAACUUUCUCAUAAUUUUAUGUAUGAUGAUAAAGUUGGGUAAAAAAAAUAAUAAAAUCUAAGCAUUUUUUAUUUGUGUGAGUUAUAAUCUGUGCCUUUGUUUUUAGUUUUAGGGAAAGGGUCAAAAUAAUUUGAGACAAGUUUUAGUUGUACUUUCCUUUGUUUUAGAUACAUUACCAUAAUCCUUAAACAAAGAGAAACAUAACUUAAACCAUGGUGAAUCCUGUAUAAAGUAAACUCAUCUUAAGAAGACAAUAAACAAAGUCCAGACAUUAAAACAAUUCUCCAUUGGAAUGCUGAAACUGUGUUCAGCUUACAGAUCCAUACCUUUUACCAUUAAUAGGUUUUAAUUCCACAGGAAAAAUGCAGAGGUGACAAAUCAUGUUAAGCUCACAGUAUGAAAUUUUGCACAGUCAACUAAAUAUAGCCAGAUUUGGCACUAGGGCAUCCUGAAUCUCAAACUACAGUCUUCUAUGGUGAAUUAGUGGGUAUGGCUCACUCUAAAAGGUGAGUUUUAGGCAGAACCCUUUCAGCGGAAGGUUGAUCCAAGCUGGUGGGACCAAUAUAAUUUAAUGCCGUCUUCCUGGAGGUAUUUGUCCCAAUAGUGAGACACCAAGGUGCCUGAUUCACAGAGAUAAAAGUGAAAGCCAUGUUGCCAGAGCUUUCAAAUCUAACACCAUUGUAUGGUUACUGGAUUUCAAGACAAUUUGCUUGACAAUAUGUAGACGUAAAUCACAAGUAAUCUACUUCAUCUGAAUGGACACUUGAUAAAAUACUAACUUCAUUCCUAGUUCUAUUGAAAGGGUUACUCAAUAAUUAUACCUUAC